AUGGUUGACACAUAUGCUGUCCUUGAUCCUGGAAGUGACUCAACCCUGAUUAGGAAACACUUAGCUGAACGCUUACAACUUGUUGGCGAGAUAUAUUGCCUUAAUAAUAAUACAGUUGGCAAUGAAGCUACUACUCAGAACUUAGACAGGGUAAGCUUUAGUCUUUCCUCUAAAGAACAGCGAGACCCGGCUAUGGUGCAUGGAGCUUGGGUCAUCAACAAACUCAACAUUCCAUCUUUUAAGUUGUCGAAGAAAAGGACCGUCGAGCAGUGGAAUCACUUAUCUGACGUAGAUCUUCCUGAACUCCAAGGUGGUGACGUGAUGAUUCUCAUUGGAGCUGACAUGGCUCACUUACUGAUUCACCUUGAAGUCCGCCAGGGGCGACGGGAUGAGCCCAUCGCAGUAAAGACCCCUCUUGGAUGGGCGCUGUUUGGAAAUGUGAAUCAAGGACACUGUGAAACGAUUAGUGCAAACUUUCUCGCAUCAGAUAGAGAGACUAUGUUGCAGCAUCAAAUCGAACGAUUUUGGGAGAUCGACUCUUACGCAACCAAGCGAGUUCUCUCUGAGUCCACCUUGUCAGUUGAAGACAAACAAGCGCUGGCCAUCCUUGAAAGCAACACAGUCAAGGAGGAGGGCCACUACAAAACAGCACUGUUAUGGAAAUGUGAACUAGUCUUGCUUAAAAAUUAUGCUAUGGCAGUUUCAAGACCUCAUUCCACUGAGAAGAAACUAAAAAAAACCCAUGCAGAGGUAGCAGAGAAAUAUCAGAAUGUCAUAAACGAUUAUGUCACUAUAGGACACGCCCAAAGGAUGACACAAGAAGAGGCCAAAGUGAUAACCCCAAAAACAUGGUACUUACCACAUCAUGUAGUUGUUAAUCAAAACAAGCCUAGAAAGGUCCGUGUGUUCUUUGACGCCGCAUCAAAAUUUGAUGGUGUUUCCUUGAAUAACAAGCUUCUGAUUGGUCCCGACCUGUUGAACAGUUUGGUAGGGGUCCUUAUGAGAUUUCGAACUGGAAGGAUCGGCGUAAUGGCGGACAUGGAACAAAUGUUUCAUCAAGUGAAAGUUUGUGAAGAAGAUAGAGACUCUUUGCGCUUCUUGUGGAGAGACUUAGAUGAAACGAAGAGACCAAGUGAUUAUAAGAUGACUGUUCACGUGUUUGGCGCUGUGGAUUCACCGUGUUGCGCAAACUAUGCGUUGCAGGGAACUGCUCGUGAUCAGCAACGGAAAUCCACCGAGGAUGCCAUCAACGCUGUUCGACGUAAUUUCUAUAUGAAUGACCUCCUAGCAUCGAAGCAAAACUGUGAUGAAGCCACAGGUCUGGCUAAAGAUUUGAUAGGAAUCCUAGCAACUGGCGGGUUUCGCCUAACGAAGUGGAUGUUAAACAGCCGAGAAGGGCUCACAGCAAUCCCUUUGUCCGAAGUGGCGUGCGACAUUAUUAACUUAGAUCGAAAUGGAUUGCCUCAGGAAAGAGCCUUAGGUGUCAAAUGGUGUGCAUAG
Molecule: messenger RNA, 1500 nt
Organism: Stylophora pistillata
Lineage: Eukaryota; Metazoa; Cnidaria; Anthozoa; Scleractinia; Pocilloporidae
Source: RefSeq, a predicted model, not a curated record